AUGUGGAGUCAUGUGGCCAUCCUUGUGAAAUCUCACAUUAAUCAUCUAUUUAACUUGCAUUUUCCUCUUUCAUAGUUGAUUGGCUAUGCAUCAACUGCAGACGGGUAUUCAGCAGAUUUACCUCUACCACUGCCUAUCCGAGUGGAGGAUGAAAAUGACAACUACCCAGUGUUUACAGAAAGCAUUUAUAAUUUUGAAAUUCCAGAAAGUAGUAAACUUGGUACGACCGUGGGAGUGGUAUGCGCCACGGACAGAGAUGAGCCUGACACGAUGCACACGCUCCUGAGAUACAGCAUUUUGGAGCAGACACCAAGAUCACCUGGGCUCUUUUCCGUGCAUCCCAGAAAAGGUGUCAUCACCUUAACAUCUCACUCUCUGGACAGAGAGACAGCACACAAGUACACAUUGUUAAUGAAAGUACAAGACAUGGAUGGUCAAUUUUUUGGAUUGAAAGCUACAUCAACUUGUCUGAUAACAGUACGAGAUUCAAAUGACAAUGUACCUACUUUCAGACAUAAUGCUUAUGAGGCAUCAGUAGAGGAAAAUACAUUCAAUGUGGAAAUCUUACGAUUACCUGUAGACGAUAAGGAUUUAAUUAACACUGAGAACUGGAGAGCCAAUUUUACCAUUUUAAAGGGCAAUGAAAAAGGACAUUUCAAAAUCAGUACAGACAAAGAAACUAAUGAAGGCGUUCUCUGUGUUAUAAAGCCACUGAAUUAUGAAGAAAACCGUCAAGUGAUCCUGGAAAUUGGAGUAAACAAUGAAGCUCCCCUCACAACAGAUACUGCAAUUAGAUCAGCAACCAUGAGCAGAGCCGUGGUUACAGUUCAUGUGAAGGAUCAGGAUGAAGGGCCUGAAUGCAACCCUCCAACCCAAUACAUACAGAUUAAAGAAAACUCAGAAGUCGGGUCAAAGAUCAACGGCUAUAAGGCAUAUGACCCAGAAACUAAAAGUAGCAAAGGUUUAAGAUAUAAAAAAUUACAUGAUCCUGAAGGGUGGAUCAAUAUUGAUGAAAUUUCAGGGUCAGUUAUGACUUCUAAAACCCUGGACAGGGAGGCAGUGACUCCCAAAAAUGGCUUAUAUAAUAUUACAGUCCUGGCAAUAGACCAAGGUGGUAGGUCAUGUACUGGGACCCUUGCAGUGAACCUUGAAGAUGCCAAUGAUAAUCCACCAGAAAUACUUCAAAGUUAUCUAACAGUUUGCAAACCAAAGAUGACCUAUACUGAAAUUUCAGCUGUUGAUCUCGAUGAAGCUGUCAAUGGCCCUCCAUUUUCUUUCUCCAUGGCAAAUGCUUCUCCGGAAAUCAGAAGAAUAUGGACCCUCACGCAGGUUAACGAUACAGCUGCCCGUCUUUCGUAUCGGAAUAAUGCUUACUUUCAAGAAUAUGAUGUUCCUGUUACUGUAAAAGACAGAGCAGGUCAAUCUGCCACAAAAACCUUGAGAAUUAAUCUAUGUGAUUGUGUUCAUCCAAGUCAAUGUAAAGCAGCUUCCAGGAGUGGAGUAGUGCUUGGAGAAUGGGCGAUCCUGGCAAUAUUACUGGGGGUAGCAUUGUUAUCUUGUGUAUUGCUAACUUUAGUAUGUGGAGCUGUUGGUAUCAGAAGAGGAAAGCGUUUUCCUGAAGAUUUAACUAAACAAAACUUAAUUAUAUCAAACACAGAAGCACCUGGAUAUGAUAGGGUGUGUUCUGCCAAUGGAUGUAUAACCCACAGUGUCAACAACUCUAGCCAAGACUUUUGUGGUACCAUGAGAUCAGGAGUCAAAACUGGCAGGCAGGAAACCAUUGAGAUGGUGAAAGGAGGACAGCAGACCUUGGAAUCCUGCCAGGGGGCAGGGCAUCAGCACACCCUGGAAUCGUGUAAGGGAGGAGGACACCACACGCUGGAUUCCUGCAGGGGAGGACAUGUGGACGCGGACAACUGCAGAUAUACUUACUCGGAGUGGCAGAGUUUCACUCAGCCUCGUCUUGGCGAAAAAUUGCAUCUAUGUAAUCAGAAUGAAGACCGUAUGCAAUCUCAAGAUUAUGUCCUUACAUAUAACUAUGAAGGAAGAGGAUCUCCAGCUGAGUCUGUAGGUUGCUGCAGUGGAAAACAGGAAGAAGAUGGACUUGACUUUUUAAGUAAUUUGGAACCCAAAUUUACUGCACUAGCAGAAGCCUGCAUGAAGAGAUAAUGUCACUGUGCUACAAUUAUACAUGUAUUUGUCAGACAUUUUGGAGGCUUCCAAAAGGGGAAUGUUUUAAAAUUAAAAUUUACACACAUACACACACACACAUCCCACUACACACACACGCACAUGUAUUCAUUACAUAUAAUUAAUUUUUCUGAAUUUUGAAUGAUGCUAUUUACCAAUUUGUGUAUUGAAAGCAAUUUGUUGCUUAUCUUUUCCAAGAUGCACAAAAUGUUAAAACAGAUUUUGCUUUCCUUACUGCUGAGAAAAUAGACAACGAGCAAAUCUCAUCAUUUGUACCAUUUGAAUUAAGGUCUAUGAAGAACCUGCUCUUCUUCACAGAUAUUUUCCUAACAAAUAUGUUGGGUGAAUACUAGUCCAACAUUAGUUAAGCUCUGCUUGGUUGAAUAUUAUAAAAUUGAUACCUGGCUUAGAAAUUCUAGUCUUGUUCCAGAUUUACAUGUAAGUGGAAUCACAGUAUAUCAAACACUGUGGUAAAUUAUGUUGGAUAUUUUAGCUUUGAAAAAUCAGUAGCACCUAGUCAGUGGCUCUUGACUAAGAUUCUUUCUGGAUGGCAACAAGAUCAGGGAGAACAGUCUUGUACCUAUUUGGUUACUCUAGUCAAUUCUCAAAAAUACACAACCACAAAUUCAAACUACAGCAGAU
Messenger RNA from Trichechus manatus latirostris (Florida manatee), 2832 nucleotides. RefSeq names its product desmocollin-3. Gene Ontology annotation, molecular function: calcium ion binding; gamma-catenin binding. Gene Ontology annotation, cellular component: desmosome; plasma membrane. The transcript has 12 exons. Lineage: Eukaryota; Metazoa; Chordata; Mammalia; Sirenia; Trichechidae. Gene Ontology annotation, biological process: homophilic cell-cell adhesion. The record is from RefSeq and is a predicted model, not a curated record.